AUGAGUAGCUCGCGCUCUCGGGCGGCUGUGGUGGCCGAGGGUAAUGCCAAGACGGCAGCGAGGGAGUGGGUCGGGUGGGAGGAGGAGGUCGUGCUGGGGGACGACGACGGCGAGGAGCGCAAGGUGUGCUACUACCUCCUCUGCGCGGCUCCCCAGGACAGCGGUAAGAGCCAGAGGGAUCUGGCGGUGGUGGGUAAGUACUGGGGACCUGGGAACAUAGCCUACUCGCCGGACGUGCAGUUUCUGCUGUCCCUCGACACAGCGCUGGAGUCUGGGUCGACAUCCGCUAGGGUGGAGGCGCUGGCGUCGGAGAUCACCGAGCUCAGGUGGAAGUCCAGGAGGGAGAUCAUGGACUGGCUCACCUCGCUCGUCUCAGAUCCUCCGUAUGGAGCCUUUGGAUUGACUUGUCCCGACCAUCAUGAUGGUGGUAGCGCUGCAUCUAAGGGUAUCCUCGCUGCUUUUGGGGAAAACAAAGAAGGGUUCACAUGGAUAUGCAAACUACCCCAUCUUGAUCAACGUCGGAAGCAUUACAAAUCCUUUUGGCGAGGGACACUGAGAAUUUCGGUUUAUGAUUUUGUGUUCAUCAAGAGUGAAGGGAGAGAGAGCCAUGUUGCCUAUGUGGAAGACAUGUACGAAGAUGCCAGCGAGAAGAAGAUGGUGGUGGCACGAUGGUUCGAGGAACAAGACGGUGAGCACGGUGCUGUAUUGCCCGCCGAUCUUUAUCGCAGGGAGAUCUUCUUUGGCUAUGUACUGCAAGAUCUGAGGGUUGAAGUUGUGGAGGCAGUGGCCCCGGUCCUGAAUCCAGAGCACUUUGAGAUGUUCAAGAAAAAAUAUGGAGGGCGCAGUAGCUGGCAGCCCUUUGUAUGCCGUCGGCAGAUCGAGAAUGACACCGUCGGGCCCUUUGACAUUGCGCAGCAGCUGCAAGGAUAUGCAAACCAGGAGAUUGUAAAGGCAAUUGUUGCCUCAUCCUCGUCGACGGUGGUGCAGGUCAAGCCACCUAAUAGCAACAAAGGUAAAGCUGCCACUACUCGCCUGGCCGCCGAGAACCAUGCUGGUUCUUCCAGUGCUGCCAUUAUCGGUAACAAAACCAUGGAGAAACAGAAGCAGAAGCCCCCUCCAUGCAGCGCAACUGCUUCCAGCACUACUGUUAUCGGUGACAAAACCAUGGAGAAGCAGAAGCCCCCUGCAUGCCGCGCAACUCCUUCCAGUUCCAGCGCUGUUAUGGGCGACAAAGCCAUGGAGAAGCAGAAGCAAAAGGAGAUGCCCCCUCCAUGCAGCGCAACACAACACAGUGUCACCAAUGGCCAGACCGUCGAAAGCAGUGUCGUUCCCCGCAGCGUGGUGAACUGUCAGACCACCGCGCAGAAUCAGCCGCCCCCGAGUGAUACUGGUAACGCAGCAGCCAGUGAUGCGUCAACCAUGGUGAACCCUGCUGAGAAGAUGCUCCAGCCCGGCAGCCGUCUUGAAGCCCUGAGCCAAGACAGCAGCGUGAGGGGCUGUUGGUUCAAAUGCGUGGUAGUCAAGAGGAACGAGCAAAAUAACACGAUCUGGGUGCGGUACCAAGACCUUCGGAAACCCGAGGGCAAAGGGCAGCUCAAGGAAUGGCUCAAAGUUGCAAGAACUGCGGAGCCUGACCGCCUGGGCAUACGCCUAGCCAAAAGGGCCAUGCUCCGCCCACAGCUCCCAUCACACUACAGGAAGAUCGAGUCUCCGGUGGAUGUCGGGGUCAUCAUCGACGCGCAGCUGAACGGCGGAUGGUGGGAGGGGAUCGUGCUGCAGCAGGAGACUGCUGGCCACGUCAAAGUUUAUCUCCAAGGGGAGGGGAGACUCGUGGAGUUCAAAGUGGACUCUCUGCGGAAGUCGUUUGAGUGGCGUGAGGAGCAGUGGAUGCCUCUGGAUGCAAGAACAGAUGUUGCAGCCAAGAUAACCCUUGACCUGAAGAAGAAGAAGAAGGCGGCCGCGGCCGCGCCAAGCCCAGCAGGACUGCUGCUGCAACCUCAGGAGGACGGAUCUGCAAACUCUGUUCCUCCACGGAAGAGGAUCCUGGAACUGGAUCACUCUUUCGAGGAAGAAAGGCUGCAGGAUGGAAAGGGCAAGGGUCCUGCUGAUGAACCUGCCAAGACAGUUCCAGACAAGGGGGGUGCUGGAGAUGGCAUGUCCCGUGGCGGCGGCUCAGCUGGUGCCAAGCGCUGCCGGGUUGAUCCUGCAAACUCUGACGGCCUCAACUGCGCUGAAUGCAAGGGCAAGGCUGGGAAAUCUUCUGGCGUCAAGAAAAUGGGGUCUUCGGAGGGCAGCGGCAGCCAGGGAGGCGCCAGUGGCUCUGCCUCCAGUGGAGGCGCUGCGCCGGUGAAGCUAGCAGUGCCCAUGCAGGAGAUAUGCGUCACCAACGCAGAGGCUCCUGUCGUCGCCAUGGACGAAUCGGAGGUGAUCGAUCUCACCAUGUAUGACUGAAGCUGGUAGCAGGAUGUGAUGAAGUCUCUCUGGCCUCAACUUUCCAUUCAUGAACCGCUGUUUAAUUUCUCAAACAUUUCGUGCAUUCGCUUAUCGCAUUUGUGCGUGCUUUUCAUUACCAUUCUAGGCACAUAGUUGUUUGUGCUUUCUGAACUUCAAAUAAAAGGAGACAUUCGUCAUAUGUUUUGCUCCUCAUGUUUGGUGUCUGUCUAGUUGUCAGAAAUUCUUGUUUUUUCAACCAAAAAAGAAUCUUGUGUUUUGCUCCU
Molecule: messenger RNA, 2717 nt
Organism: Triticum dicoccoides
Lineage: Eukaryota; Viridiplantae; Streptophyta; Magnoliopsida; Poales; Poaceae
Exons: 7
Coding region: 1-2451 (816 amino acids)
Molecular function (GO): chromatin binding; RNA binding
Source: RefSeq, a predicted model, not a curated record